GAUUUUAUUUGCUGCUCAUCUGAAGUCCAUGUGGAAGUCUUUUCCGGUAACUUGACUUUGCUCAGAUGUUUAGAAAGUAGUUCCAAAAUGCAAGCGUCAAAACGAUUGAUAACCCAAACAAUGCAUAUGAAUGUUAGCAGCUACUGUAGAAGAAUUGCCGCAAGAUUACAGACCACAGCAGUAAAACAUUUAUACCAGUCAAGGGCAUAUAGUGCAGAAACAAUUUCAGCUCCAAAUGUAGAAGGCAUGGAAAAGCAUUAUCAACCAAAAAUAGUAAAAUUAGUAGAAGAUAUUGGACAGCUAAAUCUUUUAGAAGUAGCAGAUUUAAAUGAAUUAUUAAAAAAAACUUUAAAUAUUCAAGAUGCACCAAUGAUGGCUAUGGGCAUGGCGGCUGCAGCACCAAAGGAAGAUGAAGAAGACAUUAUGCCUGUAAAAGAGAAAGUUAUAUUUUCUGUCAAGUUGACAAAAUAUGAAGAUAGUAAAAAGAUUCAGUUAAUUAAAGCUGUUAAAGGAUUAAUACCUGAUUUGAAUUUAGUUCAGGCAAAGAAGUUUGUGGAGUCUAUUCCUCAGGUUGUUAAAGCUGAUCUUCCAAAAGAUGAAGCAGAACAAUUAAAAGCAGCAUUAGAAGCAGCAGGGGGAGUAGCAGAAAUCGAAUAAAAUAAUAAGAGUGUAGAAAAACAAUAACGAAAACAUUUUGUGUGGAUGACACAAACUAUUUUUAGCCACAAACAUUGAGUAGUGAUAACACAGAAAUAAGAAUAACGAAGAGUGUUUUUUGUUUAAAAGAUACAUUAUUCAAGUGCUAAAUUUGCCUAUUGCAGGUCUUUCAUUAGGCCUUAAAUGUUAUAUAAAUUAUUAAUUAGACAUUUAUUAACAUGACGAAAUCAACUCGAGAUGCCAUCAGAUACUUGAGAUUUUAACUAGAUUAGAACGGUUCGGCCAUUUUAUGAUUUAAUUUUAAAAUGGAGAAGCGAGGCUAAGCCUCAAAUAUACCAGUACCAUGGUUACGAUAAUACACAAUCAAUGCACACAUCUUGUCAAAACUACAAACAGUGAUAACCUAGCUCAGAAUAAAGUAAUUUGAAUGAAA
Molecule: messenger RNA, 1090 nt
Organism: Patella vulgata (common limpet)
Lineage: Eukaryota; Metazoa; Mollusca; Gastropoda; Patellidae
Product: 39S ribosomal protein L12, mitochondrial
Exons: 5
Coding region: 88-657 (189 amino acids)
Biological process (GO): translation; mitochondrial transcription
Cellular component (GO): mitochondrial large ribosomal subunit; ribosome
Molecular function (GO): structural constituent of ribosome
Source: RefSeq, a predicted model, not a curated record